This is a messenger RNA of Fusarium coffeatum, 1374 nucleotides long. RefSeq lists its product as uncharacterized. Gene Ontology annotation, biological process: siderophore biosynthetic process. NCBI's taxonomy places the organism in Eukaryota, Fungi, Ascomycota, Sordariomycetes, Hypocreales, Nectriaceae. The record is from RefSeq and is a predicted model, not a curated record. Bases 1 to 1374 code for a protein of 457 amino acids. The transcript has 2 exons.
AUGUCGACACCAUGCGGAACGUUCUCUAAUCUCAAAGCUAGCGAGACUAUCGUCAAGCUUCCUCAUCCGUACCAGACCGAGUACACCAUCGAGACAGCCUCAACACCACUUGGUGUGAAUACACCUGUCUACAGGCUUGUCCAGAACAAUUCAGCGUCAACCAAGAGUCUACCUUUCGACCUUCACCACCCCGAUCUUAUUUUCUCUGAUCCAAUUGAUCUCAAGUCGAGCGAGCUCCCACCUCAAUCCAAUAACAGCCCUUGGGCCCGGGCUCGCCGUUCACCAUGCGUCACCGUCUACUGGAAUGGAGCUGAAGCGCCAACGUUGGCACAGAUCUGGCUGCUUACAUAUGCUCUCUUCACGGUGAGAACGAACGUGGAGUCAUAUCGACUAGAGCUCCGGGGCGCCAAUGCUACCGUUCUGGGCCAUCAGCUUAUGGCAGUUUUGCUUGCGAUUGACCACCCUCUCAAAGGCCGAGAAAGGCGUCAAGCCUCGACAAGGACCGAUGAAAGUCUUGUUCUUCUGUUGCGAAGCACCUUCUGGCAGGGCGCUGGAUCGCCUUUCGGACCCCGACCUGUUUGGUGCCCAGCCGAAUCGCCCGCGUCUCUGCCAGCUUCGACCUCUCUCGGAUCAUACCCUUUGACUCCUCUUCAUAACACAACGACCAUCACACUGGCUGGAGAUCCUGAUGAUCCUGAGCGAGUUCAGCAGUCGUGGCAUCCAGUCAGGCCUGCCAAGCCCGCGCCUGGCGCAACGGUGUAUAGUCGAUGGAUCCCUCACCUCAACGAAACAUUCUCCAUGGUUUCUGUCGACUUGAAUGAUGCUGAGCAUGUGCGCUUAUUUCAUGAAUGGCAAAACGACCCUCGCGUUUCUCAAGGCUGGAAUAUUACUGGUACUCUGGAACAACACCAAGAGUAUCUGCGCAAGGUGCACGAUGAUCCUCAUGUGGUUGCUCUCCUUGCUAAGUGGGACGAUACCAACUUUGCAUACUUUGAGGUCUACUGGGCCAAGGAGGACCGCCUUGGUGGGUAUUUCAACGCUGGUGAUUUCGACCGCGGCCGUCAUUCACUUGUAGGUGAUGUUCGUUUCCGAGGACCACACCGAGUGUCUGCAUGGUGGAGUAGUUUGAUGCACUAUCUAUACCUUGACGACCCUCGCACGAUGUUCGUGGUGGGUGAAACCCAGGAGACAAACACCACCAUUGUUAUGUAUGAUUUCGUUCAUGGCUCUGGGCUGGAUAAGCUGGUUGAUCUACCACAUCAGCGAAGUGCUUUUGUUCGCUCUUCGCGUGAGCGCUUCUUCCAGCUGUGCCCACUUACAGACAACGAGAAGGUUGUCGCCGGUACGAAGCUUGGGCUUGUACCCAAGCUAUAA